AUGCUACAGGAUGAGAGCAUCGCCGUGAGCUCUAUAAAGACCGACCUGGAUCCUCCCCAGAAGAUCAUCCACGAAAGGAGCCCGUUCUCAAUUAAAGCCAGAAAGCACCAAGACAACAUGACCACUUCUAACCUCCCAAACAAGAGUGUCUCCUACAACGGCGAGGAGGUGCCCGUCUGUGAGCUAGAAACAAUCAACUUCAGUCAGCUUCUGUCACAAGAGCCAGAUGAGAUCAACAAGCUCCUGCGAUGUUGUCAGGAUGCCGGGUUCUUCUAUCUUGACCUUGAUGAUAUUGAUGGAAAACGGAUGUUGGAGGACCAUCAGCGACUACUUUCUCUCAUGCGUCGUUUCUUCAAUUCGCUCCCCAGCGAGAAGAAUGAAAUUGGCCUCCCGUCUCUGGAGCACGGCUACGAGCCAGUGGGCAACCAUACUGGCGUAGUGGAAGGUACAAUGGACGGCUAUGAGAUUCUUCAAGUGUCCCGAGACGAGAUCAGAACGCCAAACCCAAAUCUCCCCUCGAUUGUCCACAACGCAGAUGACAUCAAAACAUUCUCCGACUUCAUCGCCGAUUCCAACAUCGUUACCAAGACCAUGCUCUCCUGUCUCUCUACAGCCCUUGGACUGAGUGGCGAGGCCCGCUUUGAGAACGCUCACCGCAACGAGCAUAAAUCCAAUUCAGCCCUCGCCAUGAUGCGGUACCUGCCCGGUGAUCCGAAAUCAAGCAAGGAAAUCGGUCACCAGAAGCACACGGAUAUCGGAUCACUCACUCUCCUCUUUUCGGAACAAUGGGGGCUUCAGGUUCUCCCACCCGGCUGUGAUACCUGGAGUUUUGUCGAGCCCAGGAAGGGACACGCUGUUGUUAACGUUGGAGACUCGUUACGCUUUGCUUCCGGUCACAGACUGUUCUCUUGUAUCCACCAAGUUGUCCCAAUCGACAAUGUCGCAGAUCGGUAUAGUAUCGCCUUCUUCCUCCGCCCAGAAAACGAUGCAAAAUACUUGGAUAGUCAGGGUCGAUGGGUAACGGCUGGGCAAUGGCAUGAUGAGAAGUUUGAUGUCUUCAAAGCCCCUCAUGCAGAACAGAGGCUGGUAAAUUCCAUGUUGGUUGGGGGGAUGGAAGUAUGA
This is a messenger RNA of Penicillium longicatenatum, 1122 nucleotides long. RefSeq lists its product as uncharacterized. Gene Ontology annotation, molecular function: dioxygenase activity. Bases 1 to 1122 code for a protein of 373 amino acids. The transcript is spliced from 3 exons. The record is from RefSeq and is a predicted model, not a curated record. NCBI's taxonomy places the organism in Eukaryota, Fungi, Ascomycota, Eurotiomycetes, Eurotiales, Aspergillaceae.